Molecule: messenger RNA, 1509 nt
Organism: Letharia columbiana
Lineage: Eukaryota; Fungi; Ascomycota; Lecanoromycetes; Lecanorales; Parmeliaceae
Exons: 6
Coding region: 1-1509 (502 amino acids)
Source: RefSeq, a predicted model, not a curated record
AUGUCUCCUACAUCAACCCCAGGGCCGUUCCCGCCGGAUAUCAGUCGUGCAUCUGAGCUUCUCGUUGUCAGAUGGCUGACUCUGUCCAUUGCGGUAUUGCUCGUGUCUCUGCGUUUCUAUAUUCGAGGCAUCAUUCGCAAGAACCUAGGCUGGGAUGACUUCACAAUUUUGCUAGCCAUUGCAUGUGCCAUUGCUCACAGCAUAUUCUCUUGCCUCCAGGUUCAGAGCGGGUUCGGUCGAAACAUCCACUAUCUCACUCCAGUCCAGAUACAACACUUCGGACUAUACACCGACAUAUGUAUCAUGCUUCUCAUUAUCGGCACAGGGUUGGUCAGGAUUUCAGUGUGUCUGUUCGUCCUCCGUCUCCUGCCUGCCACCAAGAUGGCCUAUCGGAGGUGGAAUUGGGGACUGUUGGCAUUCUGCGCCAUCGUCACACUUGCGGAUUUCCUUGCCCAAUGUUUUCAAUGCGUACCGCUUCCAGGAUUGUGGAACAAAAGCGUGAAAGCACGAUGCUUCGCGCCAGUUCAUAUGACCCAGAUCACCAAGUUUCAGGGCGGUUCGGCUGUCAUAACGGACAUCCUGUGCGUACUGUUGCCCAUGUUGGUCCUCCGAAAUCUACAGGUCAGUCAACGGGAAAAAAUAGCUAUCUUCGUUGUCAUAGGAUUUGGAUUCUUUACCGCCGUAACCGCCAUUGCUAGAACUUCACUCGUUGAUUUUACAAGCAAGAACCCUACUUGGGAUCUCAUUCCCGUUGCCAUUUGGUCUUGCCUCGAACAAAACAUCGGCGUAAGCGUCGCCUCCUUGCCAGCCCUUCCCCAACUCCUCAACAUCCGCAAACAGCCAUAUCCAUCCCGUUCGUCCGGAGCCCUCUGCAACCGCCACAACAACAACACCCGCCCCCCUCUCAAUUCCUUCGCCAAGAUCUCAGACAGCGAUCGUAUCCGCCUCCCCAACGAUGUUUCCUCCACUGAAACCAGCAGCCGCGAGGAAUUGUCAACUCUAACGCCAAAGAUGAGCGAUAUCGAAAGCUACCGCGACACAAGAGCGAGCCUGAUCAGUCUCAGCAUGGUCUCCCCGCCCCUCUGGACCGAACGCAAAAUCUCCUCGGCCGAAACGGUAGAGAUGAGCCGCAUGUCUCCAACCCCGACCUUCGUGGAACGCAAACCCUCAUCGACGGAAAGAUUAAGACUGAGCAUGGUGGCCCCGUCCUGGGGCCAUAAGAAAACAUCAUCCGCGGACAAGGCAUACAGCCCGAACAACAAAAGGCUGAGCAUGGUCUCCCCCUUAUCCCUGGAUCGGCCGCCCUCUCCCUUUUCCGCCGCAAGGGUGCAGCAGCUCGGGAAGUUCGAGGAGACCGGCUUGCGGCACUCACGAGUCGCGACGCCGGAGGAAAUGGUGUCGUUGGGGAAUCCGGCGGCAUGUGGGUACGCGUGCACGAUUGAGGGGGGCACGCCGAAGGGGACGCCGAAGACGUCUCCGAAGCAGUCACCGAAACUUGCGCCUAAGUGA